This is a messenger RNA of Eucalyptus grandis, 3007 nucleotides long. RefSeq lists its product as uncharacterized. The record is from RefSeq and is a predicted model, not a curated record. Lineage: Eukaryota; Viridiplantae; Streptophyta; Magnoliopsida; Myrtales; Myrtaceae. The transcript is spliced from 3 exons. The coding region runs from base 578 to 2611 and encodes 677 amino acids.
GCAUCAUCUCAAUCCCACACUUGUUAAACCCCCCGUCCCCCUCCAGCUCAAGUCGUUUCCUUCGACGCGUGCUCUCUCUCACUCGUACGCACUCUCUCUCUCUCCAUAUCUCUCUCGAGCGCCUCUCCGAUUUCGUCCUUCCUCCUUCCUCCCCACCUCCGCCGCCGCCGCCGCCGCCGCUGCCGCCGCCGGCGGUUGUUUCCGGAAGGCUCAAUCCAAUCGCGCGCCGCGCGGUUUCUGAAGGUUCUCAGUUGCUUUGCUUGGUGUUUGCAAUCCGUAUUUGCUCUUUUCUCUGAGAGUAAUUGAGAGUUAUGGCCUCAGUCUACACCAAUCAUACAUCCUGAGGUUCUUCUAAGCUUGUGGAGCUGUGAUCGUUAAAGUUCGGCGUUAAAUUAUUUAUCAAAAAUGGACCGCAAAGAUACUUCUGGUUUUGUCAGUGGGGGAGGCAUGUAUGGCUUCCACUAAUUUCUAACUGUAGUUUUGUAGCGUAUAGCAUUAUCCCGGAAGUCAGGCAGACUGUUAUUGCGUUGGCAUUAGGUUUGGACUAUUGGCAUACACAUUGGCACUUGGUUACGAUAUGGAUGCUGGGUUCCAGAAUUUGGGUUUUAGUGUGCAGUAUUCUUCGAACCCCUUCAGUCUCUUGGGUGGUUCUAUGCAGGUUGGGGGCUCUAAAGGUGAUUAUGACACCAUCUUAAGACUCAAUUCCCCUGGCUCUUCCUUUCAUCUGUCACCUAUUCCGCAGGGCGUCAAACGCAAAAGGAAUUCGAUUGAUGGAACUAUGGAGCUGCAGCAAGUUGGCUCUCCGCUGUUCCUUGGGCUAGGCUGGUGUUCUAGUUCUUCUGACAGCAAGGGUAGCUCGGCAACUGCUUGCACUGCGAUAUCCUCAGCCAAGGAAACUGAGGGGGAGUCAUCAAUGGUUCUUGAUUUGGAUUUCACCCUCCAUCUUGGAUGUGAUAAGAUGCCAUGCCCAAAGAAAGUCACUACAUCAGAUGCUGAAACAUUCCAGAUGCAACCAAAGGUUGACCUAGAAUUGAGUCUUUCAACUGGUCCCUCAGAAUCAGGUGUCACCAACGUUCAUCCAGAUUCCCCGCCAUUUAAGCUGGGGAAGGGAGUUUCAUUGGCAGGCUGUUUAUCAAGUGCAGAAGUAGAAUCUACACCACGCUUCUGGAAAGCAAGCGUCCCUCUGCCCCCACUGAACCAAGAGGCUGGCUUCUUCCUCAACCAAGAUGCCAGAAAUGCGGCUUCCUCGUCGAUGGUUCCAAACCUGUCUUCAACUGUAAUAACAACGCCAAACAGUCCAGUCACCUGCACUUCCGGGAUAACAAAGAGGCUGCCGCAGCAGCGUAGUAGUACAAAAAUUUGUCAGGUUGAAGGAUGUGGAAAGGGAGCGAGAGGUGCUUCUGGUCGCUGCAUUUCCCAUGGAGGUGGCCGGAGGUGCCAGAGACCUGGCUGCCCCAAGGGAGCUGAGGGCCGAACAGUCUUCUGCAAGGCACAUGGAGGUGGCCGGCGCUGUGAGUCCCUUGGGUGUACUAAAAGUGCAGAAGGACGUACGGACUACUGCAUCGCCCAUGGUGGCGGCAGACGGUGCAGCCAUGCUGGGGGUUGCACUCGUGCUGCCAGAGGGAAGUCUGGUUUGUGCAUAAAGCACGGAGGUGGUAAGAGAUGCCAGAAAGAGGGUUGCACGAAGAGUGCGGAAGGCCUUUCCGGCCUUUGCAUCUCCCAUGGAGGCGGCCGACGGUGUCAGUCAAUAGGCUGCAGCAAAGGGGCUCAAGGAAGCACUCUGUUUUGCAAGGCGCAUGGUGGUGGAAAGCGCUGCACCUAUGCAGGGUGCACCAAAGGCGCCGAGGGUAGUACUCCGUUUUGCAAGGGUCACGGUGGAGGAAAGAGGUGCUCCCACCAAGGAGGUGGGGUCUGUACCAAAAGUGUCCAUGGGGGAACAGCUUUCUGUGUAGCCCAUGGGGGAGGCAAGAGGUGCGCAGUGCCUGGGUGUACAAAGAGUGCGAGAGGACGAACUGAUUCCUGCGUCCGUCAUGGUGGGGGUAAGAGGUGCCAAGCUGCUGGGUGUAGCAAGAGUGCUCAAGGCAGCACUGACUUUUGCAAGGCACACGGUGGCGGCAAGAGAUGUGCCUGGGGACAUCCUAGGUCAGGUUUUGGUGGGGAAGGUAGCAGCCCAUGCACCGCGUUUGCUCGUGGGAAGACGGGUCUUUGUGCACUUCAUAGCGGCCUUGUUCAGGAUAGGAGGGUCCACGGUGCCAUGGUCGUGGGCACCAUGGUGCAGAGCCCCACGGUCACCCAACUCGAGAAGGCAAAAGAAACCGUGACCACAGAGAGCAUGAGCAUUGACGUGACCAGGAUCACAGGUUCUGAAGUGACUUCAUCUGGCACAGCGUACUCUGGUCUCCAGCCCUACGGUCUCGGCAACGCUCAUUACCCUGUCACAGAUGGAGGCCUCUCAUCCAUGUCUGUCUCUGUUCCAGAGGGUAGGGUCCAUGGCGGAAGUCUGAUGGCACUGCUCGCGAGCGGCUCUCCUCUUGGGCCAGCUAAUGCUGAAGGUUCAGUUAUCGAUCAAUCUAAAUCCGUGAAGUCCAUGGUCCAUUGGAGCCAGAUGUAAGCCACGAUGUCUACUUUGCAACAUAUCCUGCCGUGUCGCAGAUGGAGUAUCAAGUCUAUAGUAUCCCCGUGUGUUUUGCCUUCUCCUCUCUACUGGUUUGCUUAGUUUUAUAACGGCGACUUGCUUGUAAUUCAUUGCAGGGAUAAGUCGUUAGGUGGUUAGUCAUUGAUGCGUCUGAGUCCUGUUUCUGUCUCCGCGUCCCUGCUGUAAAUAUUUUAUGUGUAUUUUUAGCUGGUUGGCAGCUAUUGUACCUGUAACGUCAAGUCGGUCCUCCGGUCUGUCUGCCUGGGAUUCUGGUCAUGUAAUAAAGCCUUUGUUAUGUGUUUAUGUUUCUGGGGGCGAAAUAUAGCUCGUGAAAUUUGGCCGCUCUUGGUUUAUGUAAGAUAAGUGCCUUCC